CCUCCUGCAAUAAACACACUCGCCUGCAGAACGGGUCUGCCAUGGAUCUGUGAUCACUUUCAUUUUAUUUCCCUUUUCCCCCCACACCCCCUCAAUUGUUAAAGAUUGUUUUCGAUUACAUCGUUAGUGAUUGUUCAGCAGGAGAACAAUGUGGAUCCAGGUUCGGACCAUAGACGGAAAAGAAACACGAACCAUAGAAGAUCUUUCCAGAUUAACUAAAAUUGAGUGUUUAAGGUUAAAAAUCCAGGAGAUCUUCAAUGUAAACCCGGAACAGCAGAGAUUGUUUUACAGAGGGAAACAGAUGGAAGAUGGCCAGACCCUGUUUGACUAUAACGUGGGCCUGAAUGACAUUGUGCAGCUGCUCAUCCGUUCACAGACUGACCCACCUGAUGCCCAGGGCAAGAAGAAGGAGAAAGAUGUCACUGGCUGCAGUUCGGGGACCCUAACCAGCAACAACAAUGGGAACAAGUCUCUAAGUCCGCAGCUGGACAAUCAGCCCUCUACUUCUGCACGCACUUUUCUCAUUGACCCUGGCAUUGGCGUGUAUAAGAUAAAUGAGCUCGUGGACUGCAGGGAUGUUAGUAUAGGCGCCUGGUUUGAAGCAAGUAUAGAGAACGUGACCAGAGCCACAAAAGGACAAAAUGGCAAGGCCACAGGCAAAAGUGGGAAGAUGAGCAAAAGGACUAAUGGCAAGCUGGACCAAAACCAUUCUUCCCAUGGCAGUAAUGGAAACAGUAAUGGAAACUCUGCGUUUAACUUGGACACUGCACCUUCCACAUCUUACAUGGACUGCUUGAACAGUGAGGAGGAUGUUACUUAUCAUAUCAAAUAUGACGAUUAUCCUGAAAAUGGGGUUGUCGAAAUGUGUGCAAAUGAUGUGAGGCCUCGUGCUCGGACCCUGCUGAAGUGGGAUCAUCUACGAGUUGGCAUGGUUGUCAUGGUAAACUACAACAUUGAGAUUCCAGAGGAAAGGGGCUUCUGGUUUGAUGCGGAAAUCACCUCUUUGAAAGAGAUCUCAAGAUCAAACAAGGAAGUCAAAGUGAAAAUCCUAUUAGGAGGCCCUGAUGAUGUCAUUAGUGACUGCAAGCUCCUCAUUGUGGAGGAAAUUUACAAGAUUGAGAAGCCAGGGGCACCUCCAUUGACAUCUGCUGAUGGGCAGUUUAAACGAAAGAGCGGGCCAGAGUGUAAGCACUGCAAGGCUGACCCAGAAGCAGAGUGCCGGUUCUGCUCAUGCUGUGUGUGUGGAGGGAAGCAAGAUGCUCACAUGCAGCUGCUGUGUGACGAGUGCAACAUGGCCUUUCACAUCUACUGCCUGAACCCACCUCUCUCCAAGAUCCCCGAGGACGAGGACUGGUACUGUCCUACUUGCAAAAAUGACACCAGUGAAGUUGUGAAGGCAGGUGAAAAACUGAAGGCGAGCAAGAAGAAGGCCAAGAUGCCCUCUGCACACACUGAGAGCCAGAGGGACUGGGGCAAGGGGAUGGCCUGUGUUGGUCGGACUAAAGAAUGCACAAUUGUCCCCUCAAACCACUAUGGGCCCAUACCUGGAAUCCCUGUAGGAACAACAUGGAAGUUCAGAGUGCAAGUGAGCGAAGCUGGUGUCCAUAGACCACACGUGGGCGGAAUCCAUGGACGGAGCAAUGACGGCUCCUACUCGCUGGUGCUGGCCGGAGGAUUCGAAGACGAAGUGGACAGGGGAGAUGAGUUCACCUACACCGGGAGUGGGGGGCGAGACCUUUCAGGAAAUAAGCGAAUUGGAGAACAUUCAUUUGACCAAACCUUGACCCACAUGAACAGGGCUCUGGCUCUGAACUGCGAUGCCCCCCUCAAUGACAAAGAUGGGGCGGAGUCCAGAAACUGGCGAGCGGGGAAGCCAGUGCGUGUGGUAAGGAGCUCCAAAGGCAGGCGCAUCAGCAAGUACGCACCGGAAGAGGGCAACCGCUAUGAUGGCAUCUACAAGGUAGUAAAGUAUUGGCCAGAAAUUGGUAAGUGUGGUUUCUUGGUGUGGCGCUACCUGCUGAGGCGUGAUGACUCAGAGCCAGCACCCUGGACACCUGAAGGGGCUGAGCGAAUCAAGAAACUGGGCCUGUCUGUGCAGUACCCUGAGGGCUACCUGGAAGCUAUGGCCAACAAGUCCAAAAAGGACAGAGGCAAGAGGAACUCUGGGAAACAGGAUAAGCCAGAGAAGGCAGAAAAGAAGGAGAAAGGGAAGGAGGAGAAGAAAGAGCCAGAGACCUGCCCCCAGAGCAAUGGCAGUCAGAAGAGACCCCAGGAGACAGAGACACAAGAUCAUGAGACUCCAGCCAAGGUGGGGAAGUUGGCAGAAAAAGGAGAAGCAUUCCAGCUUUCAGCACAGCAACAAUGGCUCAUCCGGGAGGACUGCCUCAACAGGAAACUCUGGGAUGAAGCCCUCAAUUGCAUCAUGGAGGGACCAAACUUUCUUAGGAAGGUGGAGCAGAUCUUCAUGUGUGUUUGUUGCCAGGAGCUGGUGUAUCAGCCUAUCACAACAGAGUGUCUUCACAAUGUCUGCAAGACCUGCCUGCAGAGGUCUUUCCGUGCAGAGGUCUACACCUGUCCAGCCUGUCGUCACGACCUGGGGAAAGAUUACAUCAUGGUUCUCAACAAGAUCCUUCAGUCGCUGCUGGACCAGUUCUUCCCGGGCUACAGCAAAGGUCGAUGAGACGAUCAUGCAAUGCUGUCAUUUCUCAACCGACAUGGACUGACAGUUCUUAACCCAGCUCUUCAAUCACACCGGCCUGCCAUUCGUGUACUGAGAUGCCAGCAGUGGAUUCCACAGCCGUUCAACAGCUCAUACCUCCCCACACCUGUAUCUUUUGCUCCUGAUCGGAGACUGGAUUCCACACAACCAACACCAUCUAUCUCUGAGACCAGUAUCCCAGGUAGUAGCUGCCAGUCAAAUUCUAAAUAAAAAGAAAAACAAGUGCAGCACAAAUUUAGCAGGUGCUUGAGAUUUCACAACUACCUCAGGGAACAGGAGAAGGUAUCGGUUGGGGGUUUCAGUUUUGUUUUUUGGUUCAUUGAAGUUCAGCUCCUUGCUGCUUCCAGGUAGUUUGUGCCCGAUCCAUAGAUGCUUUUUUGUUGUUGUUGCCGUUCUGUUAUUUUUUUGUUUGCAAUGAAUACAACAACAUUUUAACGGAUACAAAAUAAUGUUUUAAUGAGUAUAUCUUACAAAAACUGUGAUGUGCAUACCCCUUUUCAGCUAUGACUUCAUAAUUCUGUACUUCUUUUCUGCACCGAAUGGCAAGCUAAUAGUCUAACUUUUGUGAGCUUCACUGUGUUUUCUUCGUUCUUGUGCCCUACAGUCGACUACUAACAGUUUAGAGAUCAAAUUGAAGCUUUGCUCUUGCAUUAGUGUUGUGUUGUAUGUUUUUAUUGCACUUACUGAAGAAAAAAAAGUCACGUCUAAAUUCCUUUUACUACUAAAUAUGCCACUUUUAUAUAUUUUAGUUGCAUAUUAUAUUUUAAUCAUUAGUUCCUUUGUAUGUGGCGAUCUUACCUACAGCAGUCAGCUUGAAGAGGGUUACAUUGCUUCAUAUUGUGAUCUGAAAUUUUAUACAUGGUAUAUUACUUGAUAUGUACCUAUUAAAUAUUUUGAUUCCAGAAAA
This is a messenger RNA of Lepisosteus oculatus (spotted gar), 3626 nucleotides long. RefSeq names its product E3 ubiquitin-protein ligase UHRF2. Lineage: Eukaryota; Metazoa; Chordata; Actinopteri; Semionotiformes; Lepisosteidae. Gene Ontology annotation, molecular function: protein binding; ubiquitin protein ligase activity. Gene Ontology annotation, biological process: protein ubiquitination; negative regulation of gene expression via chromosomal CpG island methylation. The record is from RefSeq and is a predicted model, not a curated record.